AUGGCCCGGGGAGCUCAACGCCGAAAAAGCGCCUCGGAAGGCGCCACCGAGAUCAACAAAAUCGAUGCGAGACCGCACCUGGAGGGCCGAAUGCCCCCGACCCGAAGCGCAAUAAGCGCAAUCGCGCAGGCGACGAUCCCCAUGUGGGUUCAGACUGCCGUUAUGAUCGGCCUGAUAUUUGGCGGGUGUUGUUCGAACGUAAGCAGGAAUCCUCUCGAUGGCAGGAAAGCCGCUCUGUGCUGGGGGCGGGUGGAGGCGUCCGGGUGGAGGGGCACUGGUGUUAGGGUUGAGGAUACCUGGGGUAUUAGUUUGUGCGUGUUGAGCCAAUUGCUGAGACAGAGUCAUGAGGAAAGGUAUUUGUGCUCGAAGCUAUAGUGAAGUAUAUAAGCCUUCCCCUUCCGGGCCCUCCCCCGCGCCCCUGGUUUGGAGGAAAUUGGCCAUGUUUGGGUACGAGUGCUGAUUUGUGAAGGGCGGAACCGCAAACGGGUCACCUUCUCACGUUCGCGCAGUUCCUGUUCGUUGCGGUUGAAGGCUUGAUUUACCAUUUCGACGCUAGCUCCAAAACCUUGUUGAAGCCGAAUCAGAUUCCCAUCCACCGGUGGUUGGUUCAAAUAUUGUUGUACUUUUCCGUGUCCAUAUUGAACAACUAUGCGUUCGGGUAUAGCAUUUCUGUGCCCGUGCAUAUUAUCCUCAGGAGUGGGGGGAGUAUGACCACUUUGGCCAUUGGGUGGCUGUGGGGCAAACGGUAGUUAUUCAACAUACCCGGAUUGGGCGAGGGGGUGGAGGUUGAGGUGCUGAUAGAGUGCGGGAGAGGGCAGAUACAGUAGAGCCCAGGUUUUCUCCGUGUUGACACUGACUGUGGGCAUUGUCCUCUCGGCAUGGGGGGAUUCCAAGGGAGUCGUAAGUGGGCUCUCCCGUUUGGAAAACAGCUGCCGACAAUGGUUACGUAGGGACAAUCCGAAGAAUCAAUGACGAGGUUCAUCACGGGUCUUGCCAUAUUAUUCGUCGCGCAAGUGAUCUCGGCGCUCAUGGGAUUGUACGUUGAAGGGACAUACACCCGCUAUGGAAACCAUUACCGGGAGGGGCUAUUCUACUCUGUGAUUACCCCGCCUCCUUGUCCUCCGCUUCUCUUGGGUAUUGUUAAGCUAACACGAUCCAAGCACUUCCUCUCCUUAUUCCUCUUCAUCCCCUUCAUCCCCUCCAUCCGGACCCAGUACCACAAGCUCCUCGAAUCGCCACCACUGCCUCUCCCGGCAUCCCAAUUCCCGCAGGUGUCGCGGAUUCAGAUACCCCGACAAGUGCUCUUCCUGCUCCUCAACGCUGCCACACACUAUGUCUGCGUCCGCGGCGUCAACGUCCUUGCUUCCCGGUCCUCAGCACUGACGGUGACAAUAGUUCUCAACAUUAGGAAGCUUGUGAGUUUACUGCUGAGCAUUUGGUUGUUUGGAAACACCUUGAAUUGGGGCGUUGUGAUUGGCGCGGUGGUGGUUUUUGGCGGAGGGUUCAUGUAUGCUGUUGAGAGUCAGCGGAUCAAAGGUGUUCAGGGAUGGAAGAAGGUUCAAUGA
Messenger RNA from Tuber aestivum (summer truffle), 1565 nucleotides. NCBI's taxonomy places the organism in Eukaryota, Fungi, Ascomycota, Pezizomycetes, Pezizales, Tuberaceae. The record is from the annotation of a GenBank genome assembly.